AUUUUUCACUACAGUAUUUGACAGUAUUUUUAGUAUUGUUUCGACUUUUUAAAGAGCUUUAGAUAAAACCAUCCUGGAAAAAACCUGUCGCCUAUUUUUAAGCAGAACCCGGAUCGUAAUAAAAUAAGAAUUCCCAUUGAUAAAAAUGAAAAACAAAGAAGAGUCAGCGCUUACUCCAGAUUCUGCCAAUAUCUCAGACAUGCAAACCAACGACGAUGAUGACGAAAGAGCUGAAAGCAGGGAGAGGUCACGUGGUAAACGCAGGACAGCUCGAGAAAUAGCAAACAUGUUCGAACAACUGAAACAAAGACAUAUUUCCAGAAAGAAAGAAUGGCAACAGGAAAAAGAGAAUCUGAUGAAAAAGGUUGAGAUGGCUGACGAAAGUAAAAGAGUUCUGACUGAACUCAAAUGUAUUUUGGAAAAUUUAAGAGAAGAAUUGAGGUUAGAGGAACGAAAGAGAAUUGAAAUGGAAGCUGCUCAUUUUGCCGAAAAGCGUCAAUGGGAAGCAGAAAGAGACAAUUUGUUGCAAAGUCUUCAGAGCACAAGCGAAAAAAUAACAAAUGGUUCAGACAUGAAAAACUUAACAAAUAAAAUAACCGAACAAUCAAGGCAACUGACCGAAUGGCAAAAUAAUGUCCUUGAACUGAAAAAGCAACUUCUUGAAAAAGAGAAUAGAUUACUUCGAGAAAAACGAGAACUUCAAUUAGAAUUGGAAAAAGAACGAAUAUCAUGGAAAAGGAAGGAAAACGCAUUAAAUGAAAAGAUACGACAGUUGGACAACAAAUCUGCACAAUCAAGUGCUUCAAGCACAUCUCCAAUCACAACAUCAUAUUCUGGUCUCGAUGAUGAAAACAAAUCUAGAUCGACACUGGAUGAACACAGGCAGCCAGAUAAAAGAAAUUUAUCAACAUCUUCAACAAAUGAGUCUUCACGAUAUAACAACUUUCAGAAGACAGUUGAUGAUGCAUUGAAGCAAAUAGAAAAAAUCAGUAAAGAUCUAAAAGAUAUUGAUCAUCCGGUCGACAAAUCAGACCUACAAGCAGGAAAAAUGAGCAGAGAGUACUCAACACCCAGCCCCCGACCACCAUCCAUUAAUUCAUCUUAUACUAGAGGCACAUCUGAAGAUGGUCCUUCUCCCAACGCUCCUUGGAGAACAAAACGAAAAACUAGUUUUCAACGACAAAAUUUUGUCGACAAUGCAUUGCUUUUUGAGGACAAAGCACGACUUUCAAGUGCAAGCGCAAAGAGUGAUUCACCUAGUGAUAUUGCUUUAUCACUACCCCUGAUUAAUACCGCACAGUUGAAGAUGAAAAGAUCACCGAAUCCAGAACGAAAAGUAAAAAAAAUAAGUCGGCAAGGCAGUCAGGUGGAUAUAACAGUCAGUAGCCCAGAUGCACCUUCACCUAAAUCAAACGAACGACUAGGCAAUUUGACUAUGCCCGAUAAUACUAUACCAGAAUCUAUCGGGCCUCAAGACUUUGUCGAAACACCAAAAGAUUUCUCACACCCCAAACCCGGAGGUACUAAGCAGCAGAAAGAAUCCGAUAUUCCUGAUGCCAGAGUAUCAUACAUGAACAAUUUACCUCGAUCGAAAACCAUCACUGUUGAGGAAAAGAAAUUAUCUGAACUCCCUAAAACAACUUCAACAAGAAGCCGUGUGGCAUCGACUGAGAAAACACUUUCAGUUCAAGACCACGAAUUGACAAGAGGCCGAAGUGCUUCGCCCCGUUUACCAAAACUUCAUCAACAACUUCUUUUUAAGAAAGAUGAUAAACGUGCUGCAUUAAGGAAAUCGAUCGAAUCUGAAUCUUUUACUUCUACAGAUAAAGGCAAAACAAGUGAUGAUGAACCUAAAAUGUUGAUGGCACAUAAAGAAACAGUUUCUUUAGCGAAGACUAAAGAAAAUGACACUAAUAAAAACAACGCAGCUGUUACUAAUUCUAAUGUUGGGUAUACAGGAAGAACUCUCGGAAACGUGAAAACUGAAAAGUUUAGCACGAAUAUAAUUCCAGAUACUUCAAUCGUUUCAAAAGAAAAGGAAUCUUCAUCCACGUUUCCAACUAAUACUUAUUCGGAAAAUAUUAAGAAAGAUAUUUUCGCGGGAGAUGUCGUACCACCUGUUGUUCAUCCUAAGCCCAGAGUAUCAAUACAUAAAGAUCAGGAAGGGAAUAUUGUACGAGUUUCGCCUACUACUGCUGCUCAAGAUCUUGCUCGGAAGUCAAUAUCACCGGACAGUACACCGGGAUCAGAAAAACAAUAUUCGAUUGCCGGUCGUAUGGGUAGAGCAGGAAGAGAUUGGAUAAAAAAGAAAUUAAGUUUCAAAGAACGAAGACCGGACGAAGAUAUUAGCACAGAACGCACACUGGACACUCCACCAUCUGUGGAGCAACUAAAGAAACGAGGAAAGAACAAAGCUCGUCAGCGAUCAUCUUCUUUAUUGAGAAACAGAGUUGGUUUUGGCAGGAGCUUGUCGACAACUGAAGAUAGUAGUGAAAGUGAGCGAGAGAGUAGGCGAAGAGAAUCAUUUUUAAGAAGAUCAAAAAGAAAAGGUAAAACCACAAAUGAGAGUGUCAAAACCGGAUCACCUGCAAAAUCGAGGCCUAAAAAGUAUACUAGAAGUAAAACGGAAGGUUCGCCAAAAGAAAUGAGAAACUUUUUAGCAAAAUUCAAAGCAUCACAGGGUAACCCAAACAAACCUUCCGUUGUAAAACAGUUUGAACUAAAACUUCUGGAGAAUGAGGUCAAAACUUUGAGUGAGGAAAACGUUGGAACGACAUGUUCUCGAGGGGAAAUCGGAAGUACACAAGGCGCGCGAAUGAAUACUGAUAAGAAAACCAAUGAGUCUAAGAGGCAGCCUGAAGAUGGAUAUUUAAGCGGAGAUGAAGGAGACGAGGACGGGCAAUUUUCCCCCCUAAAAUUGGGUGAUACACCUUACGUACCCUCAAUUAUUCAAAAACGAGAUAAUUCGUCCAGCCCCAGCAGAGUGGCUUGGAGGUCAAAAGCUAAACUCGGCCCUCCUGUAAAACCAAAGACAUAUUACAGACAAAGCAUGCCUGAUUUUUCUUCAAAUCGUCAUGUUCAUUUCAAAUCACCAGAUAUGGAUGAUGAAACCAAUAAAAGUCAAGCUCUCAAUUCACAAUCCGGCACCAAUGUUUCAAUUGGUCAUAAAAAGGUUAAAGGUCGAGAAAGAAAGGGAGUUUUAAGUCUGGUUGACAAAUUUUCAGCAAAGCCAGAAGAUGGCGCUGGCUUCCAUGGAGCCGGAAAAUCACUUCAACAUCGUCCAAUUAGAAGAUCUUCUACAGUGAAGCCACCCGAUGCCACAAAGAAGAGCUCUGAUGAAAAUAUCAUUCCACGUAGCCAUUCUAUGUCUUCCCAUGACACGUCAUAUCGGUCAAAAAUGCCUUUAACUUCUAGUAAAAUAGAAGAUGAGUUAAUAAAGAGUACUCCGGAUAAUAAAUCUUGGCGUGACAGAGUGAUGUUUACACCCGAUACUGGGGAACCAGAACCAUCCGUAAAAUUGCCCACUAGCGAAAGAGUCCCCAGUCGCCCACAAAGAGUAUCUGCGCCACCUGGCCAAUAUGAUUCUAUGGUGGGUUUUUGGAAUCAGCCGAAUGCUGCAGCAAAUACUUCCGCUAAACCAGGAAGAAUGAAAAUGAUGAGCGAAGAAAUGAAAAGAAAAACAGACAUGUUGGAGAAAGCUCUCUCAAAAGGUCCAAGAAAACCUCGUCGAUACAGGAGGGCAGACACACAGCCUGUAUAUUCAAACCUCAGUAGCUCAGACAUGAGUGACACAGAUGAUGUACUCAACGUUGCGUUUAGACCUUUUAUUUCAGAAUCUCGACGCAGUGAUAGAGAGGCAGAUAGAACCACUGGGAUUGAAAAUUAUGAGAUUUCAGAGAAAAUGCACGACAUCAUUCCGCCUGUCACAGGAAAAUUUAGUAAACCAACAAGACCUGGAAGAUUGCCUUCGCGUUGGGCUCGUUAAAACUAUUAUUACGUGGAUAAUCAGAAAAUAACAAAUCGAAUUGACAUUUAAGAAUAUUUCUCACAGCUUCGCUAUAACUGCUUCUGGCCAAGGAAUGAAUCCAUGAAUAUUCUUUGUUUAUAUGAAAUAAAAUUACUCUUCAA
Molecule: messenger RNA, 4128 nt
Organism: Styela clava
Lineage: Eukaryota; Metazoa; Chordata; Ascidiacea; Stolidobranchia; Styelidae
Source: RefSeq, a predicted model, not a curated record